AUGCCUUCCCGCCCAGGCCCCAAGAUGGGCGACUGGGUAUCGCAAAUGGGCAUCCGCGACAUGUACCCGCCCGCCCGUCGAUUGUAUCAUACUGCAUGUCCACAGGUGGACUUGCUCAAAGAUGGCAUCAAAGCCAUCAGUGAAAAGUACUACCACCUGUCAAUCGACGACAUUCGGUCCUCUAUAGAUAUUCGUAACGCGGCGAAAGAUCUCCUAAACGGGUGGGGCCCCUACAUUUGGAGCGACGCCACCAACAGAAUAUGGCUGUUCCAACCAGGUCAGGGCGCCUCAGGAGCACCAUACGAGAGACACCUCUACUUUAGCAAUCCCCGGGAUAAGGAGUACCUCGAAAAGACGCUCUACGGGUACGUGCUGGCGAAAGUACUUCGACAUCACAAGGACAAUUCCCGUAGCCCUUCAAAUCCUGGAGAUAUUCGAAUGUCAGAGACACCCGACUUGGCAUCAGAGGCUAGCUAUAAGCCGCGCCUCUCCAAACUACGCGCCUCCAACGGAGCUCACCACCUGCAAUAUGGCCCCGAUCCAUCUUUUCCCGUCCUCAAAUCUGAUGUCACCGCAUCUUCGAUGAAGAGAAAGCGCUCCGCCGUCGACAAGGGAGAGCUUGGCCCUAACAUGGCAUCCGCACGUCAGAGGUGCCGCAACCUACUGCGAACCGGCGAUGGUCAUCGAUCUGAUGAAGCUCAUACCGUCAACGAUGCUGCGCGGACUCGGUCUGCAUUUCAACCUAUCAGCGAUACUGCGCAAACUUCAUCCGUUUUCCUGCCCACCAAUGCAUCGAACAACGAUACUGUGCCACCAACUCGCCAGACAGAAGGUGAAGACAGCAUACCUGUUCGCACUCGCCGGUCAUCGUUCGACAGUAUCUACGACGUCACACCUCGACCAGAAGCCGUUGAGAAGCGACCGACUGCACGCUCAAGUGUACUACAAUUCAAGAUAUGGUAUCCCUUCAGGAUUAGCGAUACCGCAGAGAUAGCCGCGAAAGCCGUGCGCUUCGAUACAACGAUGAGCUUUGACGUCGCUUUCGCACAUGCCAGAGUGAAGCUUGAACGCCAGCUGGGUGGCCGCAAUCUGGUUGGUAUGACCAUUGACUCGAAAGUUGAUGGGAAACCAUCUCUGCUUGUUGAUGAGGAGGAUAUGUGGUCGGAAGUGCUUGCUUUGGUCAGGGAUGGUGGGAGCGAGGAGUUGAGCGGGACGGUGGAUAUGGAGUGA
Molecule: messenger RNA, 1230 nt
Organism: Ramularia collo-cygni
Lineage: Eukaryota; Fungi; Ascomycota; Dothideomycetes; Mycosphaerellales; Mycosphaerellaceae
Exons: 3
Coding region: 1-1230 (409 amino acids)
Source: RefSeq, a predicted model, not a curated record